AUGUGCGCGUGUUGUGUGGCCGGCCCUGCUCCUCUCCCUCCCCUCCCCUCGCGCCGUCCCCUCCCCCAGCGGCCCCGAGCGAGCGCCAGCGCCACACAGCCCCGGGCCGCCGCCGGCGAGCGCGCCGAGACGCCGAACAGGGGGCGCGGGCCCGCCCGCGGCGGCGGCGGCAUGAAAGUGACCGUGUGCUUCGGACGGACCCGGGUGGUCGUGCCGUGCGGGGACGGCCACAUGAAAGUUUUCAGCCUCAUCCAGCAGGCGGUGACCCGCUACCGGAAGGCCAUAGCCAAGGGAAAGAUGUCCCAGAAUUUCCAUACCAGCUAUGCUGAAACUCUUAGAAAGCUGGAGACACAGUAUUGUAAAUUGAAGGAAACUUCUAGCUUCCGGAUGAGGCACCUUCAGAGCCUACAUAAAUUUGUUUCUAGAGCUACAGCUGAGUUGAUCUGGUUGAAUGAGAAGGAGGAGGAGGAACUAGCAUAUGACUGGAGUGACAACAAUUCCAGUAUCUCAGCCAAGAGAAAUUACUUCUCUGAGUUGACAAUGGAACUGGAGGAGAAACAGGAUGUGUUUCGUUCUCUACAAGAUACAGCAGAACUACUUUCACUUGAGAACCACCCAGCCAAGCAGACAGUGGAGGCUUAUAGUGCUGCUGUCCAGUCCCAGUUGCAGUGGAUGAAGCAGCUGUGCCUGUGUGUUGAGCAGCAUGUGAAAGUGAAUACUGCUUAUUUUCAGUUCUUCAGUGAUGCGCGAGAACUGGAGUCAUUCUUGAGGAACCUCCAAGAUUCCAUUAAACGAAAAUAUUCCUGUGACCACAACACCAGCUUAUCCUGCCUUGAAGACCUGCUCCAGGACUCCAUGGAUGAAAAGGAGCAGCUUAUACAGUCUAAGAGUUCCGUUGCCAGACUCGUUGGGAGAUCAAAAACCAUUGUUCAGCUAAAAGCACACAGUCCAGACCAUUUGUUAAAGAGCACCAUUUCUGUUAAGGCCAUCUGUGACUAUCGGCAGAUCGAGAUUACUAUUUGCAAAAAUGAUGAAUGUGUGCUAGAAGAUAAUUCUCAGCGGACCAAAUGGAAAGUGACCAGCCCCACAGGGAAUGAGGCAAUGGUGCCAUCAGUCUGCUUCCUCAUUCCCCCACCCAAUAAGGAUGCCAUUGAGAUGGCCAGCAGGGUCAAACAAUCUUAUCAGAAGGUGAUGGCCCUUUGGCACCAGCUACAUGUUAACACCAAAAGCCUUAUAUCUUGGAACUAUCUGCGUAAAGACCUUGACCUUAUACAGACCUGGAACCUAGAAAAGCUUCGAUCCUCAGCACCAGGGGAGUGUCAUCAGAUUAUGAAGAAUCUUCAGGCCCACUAUGAAGACUUUCUGCAGGAUAGUCGUGACUCUGUGCUGUUCUCAGUGGCUGAUCGCUUGCGCUUGGAAGAGGAAGUGGAAGCUUGUAAAGCCCACUUCCAGCACCUGAUGAAGUCCAUGGAGAAUGAGGACAAAGAGGAGACUGUGGCCAAGAUGUACAUUUCAGAGUUGAAGAACGUCCGGCUACGCCUGGAGGAGUGUGAACAGAGGGUGGUCAAACGAAUUCAGUCUCUAGCCGGCUCUAGGACUGACAAAGAUGCCCAGCAGGACAGUGCAUUAAGGAUUGCAGAGCAAGAACACACCCAGGAGGAUUUACAGCAACUGAGGUCAGAGUUGGAUGCAGUUUCUAUGAAAUGUGACAGCUUUCUCCAGUCUCCAUCUAGUUCAAGUGUCCCAACUCUGCACUCAGAACUGAAUCUUCUGGUGGAGAAGAUGGACCAUGUCUAUGGUCUCUCUACUGUAUAUCUGAAUAAGUUAAAGACAGUUGAUGUUAUAGUACGUAGCAUACAGGAUGCCGAACUCUUGGUCAAAGGUUAUGAGAUUAAGCUGAGUCAAGAAGAAGCAGUACUGGCAGAUCUCUCAGCUCUGGAGGCCCAUCGGUCGACAUUACGGCACUGGUUUAGUGAUGUGAAGGACAAGAAUUCAGUGUUUUCAGUCCUGGAUGAGGAAAUUGCCAAGGCCAAGGCAGUGGCAGAGCAGAUGAGUCGUCUGACGCCAGAGCGAAACCUGGAUUUGGAGCGCUAUCAGGAAAAGGGCUCCCAGCUGCAGGAGCGUUGGCACCGAGUCUUUGCCCAACUCGAGAUUCACCAAUCUGAACUAGAAAGUAUCCAGGAAGUUCUGGGAGAUUACCGAGCCUGCCAUGGAACUCUCAUCAAGUGGAUUGAGGAAACCACUGCCCAGCAGGAAAUGAUGAAGCCAGGCCAGGCAGAGGAUAGCAGAGUGCUUUCGGAGCAGCUCAGUCAGCAGACAGCUCUCUUUGCAGAAAUUGGGAGAAAUCAGACAAAACUGGAUCAAUGUCAAAAGUUUUCCCAGCAGUACUCUACUAUUGUAAAGGACUAUGAAUUGCAACUGAUGACAUACAAGGCCUUUGUGGAAUCGCCGCGGAAAUCCCCUGGCAAGCGCCGUCGCGUGCUUUCCUCUUCAGAUGCCAUCACUCAAGAGUUCAUGGACUUAAGGACUCGCUACACUGCAUUGGUGACUUUAACAACUCAACACAUGAUAUACAUCAGUGAUGCACUCCGGCGUCUGGAGGAGGAGGAGAAAGUGGUAGAAGAGGAGAAACAAGAACAUGUGGAGAAGGUUAAAUAACUUUUGGGCUGGGUGUCUACCCUAGCGAGAAAUACACAAGGAAAAGCUACCUCAUCCCAGACCAAAGAAUCAACAGACAUUGAAAAAGCUAUUUUGGAACAGCAGGUUCUGACAGAAGAGCUGACAACAAAGAAAGAACAAGUCUCUGAAGCUAUUAAAACAUCACAGAUCUUCUUGGCCAAGCAUGGUCAUAAGCUCUCAGAAAAAGAGAAGAAACAAAUAUCUGAGCAAGUGAAUGCCCUAAACCAGGCUUACCAUGACCUUUGUGAUGGUUCUGCAAAUCAGCUUCAGCAGCUUCAGAGCCAGUUGGCUCACCAGACAGAACAAAAGGAUUGCAGAGCAGUUGCUGGGGUGAUUGACCUAGGCACAGUGGAGAUAUUUCCUAUCUUCAAAGCCAUGCAAAAGGGCCUCCUUGACCAAGACACAGGCCUUGUGCUUCUGGAAUCUCAGGUUAUCAUGUCUGGCCUCAUUGCCCCCGAGACUGGUGAAAACCUCUCUUUGGAGGAGGGCCUAGCCAGAAACCUCAUUAAUCCCCAGAUGUACCAGGAGCUCCGGGAGCUACAGGAUGCCUUGGCCUUAAUAAGCAGGCUUACUGAGAGCAGAGGCCCUCUUUCUGUGGUGGAAGUAAUCGAGAAGAGAAUAAUCAGUGAGAGAGUUGGAGUGAAAAUCUUAGAAGCUCACCUGGCAACUGGAGGUUUCAGUCUUUCCCCUAGUGAGAACUGUAUUAACCUGGAAGAGGUUUUUCAUCAAGGUCUCAUUUCUGCAUGGCUUCAUUCAGUAUUAGAGUCUCAUCUUAGAACAUCCAAGAAUUUGAUAGACCCUAACACAGCUGAGAAAAUUGGUUUGCUGGAUCUGAUGCAACGAUGUAUUGUCCACCAGGAAUCAGGAUUCAAAUUGCUGCCUGUCAAACAAUUGGCAGGGGGGAUGGUGAGCUUGAAAUCAGGCCGGAAGGUUAGCAUUUUCCUUGCAGUUCAGGAAGGGCUGAUAGAUAGGCAGGUCACUGUCCGGUUGCUGGAAGCUCAGCUUUUUGCUGGUGGCAUAGUAGAUCCAAGAACAGGACACAGACUUACAGUGGAAGAGGCUGUAAGACAUAAUUUGAUUGACCAAGAUAUGGCCUGUGGUAUCCUCAUAAGGCAGCUUCAGACAGGAGGCAUCAUAGACACUGUCACGGGGCAAAGGCUAACAAUAGAUGAAGCAGUGAGCAAUGAUCUAGUAGCUGCUAAGAUCGCCCUUGUGAUUCUGGAGUCCCUCUGGUCAUUCAUGGGUUUGCUGUGGCCUGAAUCUGGAGAGAUCCUCCCAAUUACAGAUGCCAUAGAACAAGGUAUUGUGUCUACUGAACUAGCACAUAAAAUCCUUAGUAACCGACAGCAUAUUAAGGCUCUGUUUCUACCAGCAACCACAGAGAUUAUGUCCUGGAGGAAAGCAAUAGAAAGUGGUAUCCUGGACAGAGAUCUUGCCAAUAACUUAAAAUCGAUUUGUAUACCUGAUAUGAUGCCCCACAUGCAACUAGCAGACUCUGCAGAACAAAAUAUUAAUCCUGGAGCAGCAGUUCUACCGUGCACCAAGAGCCAACCCAAGGCCAUAGCAAGCAAGAGUGAGAAUCUGUUGUUCCAGCUGAUGACUCACAGCUAUAUUAAUGUACAAAAUGGACAGAGGCUGCUUCUGUUAGAUAAAGAGCUGAUGGGGAUACUAACAUCCAGAGAUGAGUAUCAAACAAGUCCUCCAGAAGUGGUUGAAACUGGGCAUCAAAGGCAAAAAACUCCUGAGGGAUUGCAAGAGUCAGCUAAUGUGAAAAUCUCAGGAACUUUCAGUGAUGGGUGGACUGUGAGGCUGCCUGAGUUCCAGUUUUCUUCUCAGAACAAAGAAUAUCCCAAUCAGGAAGAUUGCACUACAGAAAAAGGCAAAAAGACCACUGUAGAAACAGAAGAUUCUUCUGUAGAGAACCCUGAAGAGGAUCUGUUUGUAGAACAAAAAGAGAGAAAUUCAAAUGUUGACUCUUUGAAGGUAAUAAAUAAAGUCAAAUUAGAGGUACAAAGGCAGUUGAUAUAUACCAAAAGGGAAGACCAAACAGCAGUGUCUAUCAAAGAAAAUGCCAGCAGGGGACACCUCCUGACUGUACCUUCUGCGGAGGCAGAAGGUGUGCUGUUGGUGGUUGACAAAGAUCUUUUUUCUGUUGAAACACCAAAGAAAGAACAUCAGCCUCUCAGAAACACUUCCUUUACAUGUCAGAAUGAACAAGCACACACUCUUGAGACUGAAUAUAUUCGUGAUGAAACUGGAGGAUCUCACAUAAAACCCCAAAGCAAAAAGUCAGAAGUUCAGGUAAAGAAAACUCUAGGUGUAAAGUUAGAACUAAAGUCUGAAACUGAUGUGAACAUUCAUCCUCUGGACAAAAAGCAAAUGUUAAAGAAAACAUUUUUGGCUAAGGAUGACCAUAAAGAAAGUCAAGAAGCACAGAACAUCGCAGGUGGUAGUAUGAUGAUGUUAGAAAAGACUGAUGAGGAAGAUAAUGGCAGGGAAACUUUUCUGUCCUACAGUCGUCCAUAAGAAUUGCUUGAAGAAGCUACCUUAAAUGUAUUAUCUGCACAGUUACUAGAUGGUGGUAUCUUUCAUGAACAAACAGGUCAGAAGCUCUUACUAAAUGAAGCAAUAUCCCGAGGCAUCGUGCCAAGUCACACUGCCGUGAAGCUUAUGGAGAAGCUGAACAUGUUUCAGGGGUUCUUUGACUCUCAGACGUAUGAGUCUUUGACAACUGAAGAAGUCAUUAAUGAAGGUCUGAUGGAUGAGAAAUUAUUACAUAAUGUCCUCAUGGCAGACAAAGCUAUAAGUGGUAUCUUAGACCCCCGUGCCCAUACACUAUGCUCUGUAAAGGAUGCAGUAACGGUUCUUGACAAGGAAAUAGCCACCAGAAUUUUAGAGAGACAGGUGGUGACUGGUGGAAUUAUUGAUCUGAAACGAGGCAAAAAAGUUUCAGUAACUUUGGCCUCAACUCUUGGCUUGGUGGACAUUGCUAACCAGCCAGAGCUUAUAAAUCUGGAGAAAGCUUCCAAAGGUAGAGAUGCUGAAAAAACAGUUAGGGAGAGAUUAAUUAGUUUACAAAUGGAAACAACAGGACUUAUAGACCCUGAUAGUAAAGCCCCUUUAACAGUUGUGCAGUCCAUUGACAGAGGUCUUUUGGAGAGAGAGGAGGCCAUUCGUUUGUUGACUAAGCAGGUGCUAGAUGGAGGUAUCAUUCACCAUAUAUCUGGGAUGAGACUUUCUGUUGAUAAUGCCUUCAGACAUGGCUUAAUUGGUGAAGAGUUAGCCAAGAAACACAAAAGAGUUGAGAACUUAAACAUCCAUCAGAUUUUUAAUCCUGAAACAAAGGAAACUGUUUCCCUCCCUAAAGCCAUAAAAUUAGAUCUUGUUACCCCAGACCUGAAAAGAGAAAUCCAGGAGGUUCAGGCCUUUACUGGAAACUUUGUGGAUCUAAUUUCUGGUCAGAGAUUGACCUUGGCAGAAGCUAAAAAAGAAGGACUGUUAACUAAUGAAGCAGUGUUGUCUCCAGGAAUGAUGCAUGGCAUUGUAGAUCCCGAGAACUGCAGAAUUGUCCCCUACUCAGAAUUAGUCAAGAAAUGUAAGAUUGAUAUUGAAUCUGGACAGAGAUAUCUAGAAGUAAUUCCCUUCUCAGACAUUAAAGAUGGAGUGAGCGACAAAGUGCUUACAUUGUCUCAAGCAAUUCGGCUUGGAAAAGUAGACUUUGCAUCUACACUGAAGGUUCUGGAAACCCAGGCAAAUACUGGUGGAAUCAUAGACACUGCUACUGGAAAAAGACUGACAUUGGCAUCAGCUUUGGAAGAGAAACUGGUGGAUGAAAACAUGGUCAGAAUUAUUGCAUCUCAUCAGGCAUUAAAUGGAGGAAUUGUUGACAUAUUUAGUGAUCAGAGAGUGACUUUAGCGGAAGCUAUUGAGAAAAGACUGAUCAGUCCUGAACUGGCAAAUAUGAUCCAAAUAGAUACUUCAGAGUUCAGCGAUCACAGGGCUCAGAUUGAAAAGCAAGAGGGGAUUGAAGGGUGUGCAUUGCAAAAUGAAUCUCUAAGAAAGGAUAUGUUAAUUGCUUGUAAUCAGACUGCUGAAAUGAGUUGUAAUAAAGUAGAAGAGAGUGAGAGAUUACUUCAAGUUGAAAAUCAGUCUGCACAAGAAAAGGUUAAAGUGAGAGUUUCUGAUAGGGAGCAGGCAAAAAAGAGCAGGGAAAUUUCCUUAAAGGAAUUUGGGUGCAAGGAUCAACAUAAGCCAAGAAUGUCUCCAGAUGCUAAAGAAUUUAUCAGUAUCAUAAAUCCUCAUAAUCUUAAAGGUAAAUCCUUGAGCCAAGUGUCAUUGACACAUACUUACUCUGAAGUUUGUGAUUUAAUCAAAGAAAUGGCUAGAAAUAACAUGGGAAAUGAUACAAAUGAAGAGCAGAAAAAAGCAGUGACAAAAAUAGAAAUUAUUUUUCAUAUGAAGCAGUCUCCCUCAUGUCUAGAUUCUGAAGAAAUAAGAGAAAAUCGAGGGGAAGUGAUUUUGGAAGUACAAGAAACAUAUUGUGAAACAUCAGGCAAAUUGCCGAGUGAGCAGGUUUUGCAGCAACCAAUGAAUGCUGGGGUGAAAAGUAAGAGAGAGAAGAGGGAGGUGAUUGUAGAAGAAAGCAUCAGAACAUGCAAAUCAGCAUUUCUUUCUGAAGAAAAGUUAUAUCAGGAAACUGCCAUUAGAGAUGAGCAUGACUCCCAUAUAAAGAGCCAACCUAGGGAAAUGACCUCAAGUGAAAAAGGGAAAGAAGCUGAUAUAGAAAAGGGAUUUUCUGUUAUUUUUAAAAUUGAAGACUCUUCUUCCCAAGUGGUACCUCAAACAAUUUCUGUAAAACAUCUAGAUGCUUUAACACUCUUCAGCUCUAAACAGGCCAGUGAAGGAAAAGUAAACAAUUUAAGUCUCUGCUUGACUUUAAAACCAGAAGAAAACUUAUCUCAAGAAAUUACUUGUGGGGCCCAGAGUGAACCAUUCCCUUCUAUGAUGCCAAGACCUGAAGGAUUGCACUACCAGGAAUCAGAUGGAAAAGCCCAAGUGACAGGCUCAUCCCAAAUUUCCAAAACAGACAAGCCUUUCCAAGGAACCACCGGACAGGAGACCAACUAUCAUCAAGAUUCCUGUGUUACUUCUAAAACCAAGGAAACCAAACAUCUCAUUUCCUCAUCUAAUGAAUGUAAAGAAAAGUUAUACCAAGAAGUAUCCUUUGACCCAGCAAGAGGUCUUAAAUUGGAAGAAAUUACUGUUUCUAGACCAGAUUCAAAAGAAGUCAGUUAUCUAGAAUUCUCAGACAGACCUUCAUCUCAGGGCAGCAAAAGUGAUGAUAAACUUUGUGGAACUCUCAAAUCUGAAAUAGCAACACAGGAAAUAACUGGAGAGAAAUUUCUAGAAAUGGCAAACCCUAACGUUACAGGUCUACAAGCAGGAUCCAUUGAGGACAUAGUGACUCAGAGAGGUUCUAGAGUCUUGGGAUCCUUUCUUCCAGAGAAACUAUUCAAAGGAGUGUCUCAGAAAGAGAAUACAGGGCAACAGAAUGCCAUCAUUAGUCCUACUGUUUCAGAGACCAGUGAAGAAAAGACAGUGUCCCUAACAGUAUGCUCUACAGUGAAGACAGAGAAGACACUACAGGAAAAGCUCAGAGAAAGCCCUGGCAUUGAACAAACUCCCUUCAUGACUGCACUUGGAGGAAAGGGAAAUGGAGGUUUAAACCCAGAGCCCUUCAGAGCAACUCAAAAUGUAUUUACCCGGCAACUCUGUUUAGAACAUGAUGAAAAGCUAGUAUCCUAUCUGUCUCUGUUACGGAACAUUGAAGUGAGGACCAGACAGAUUCAGCCUUUGGAGCUAAACCUGGCAGAACUACAGGAUCUGCUGUGUCAGGCCAAGGUAUUAGACAGGGAGUUAAAGGAUCUGACCACCUUGGUCAGUCAGGAAUUAGAGUGUGUGAAUCAAAUUAUCAUCAGCCAACCUCAAGAAGUUCCUGCUCCACUGUUGAAGGCUCUAGAGAAAGAUGCCAAGAAUCUUCAGAAGUCUCUCAGUUCUGUGAGUGGCACUUGGAAUUCCAGGUUACUCCACUUCCAGAAUGCUGUGGAAAUAGAAAAGGUAGCAUUUUUGUUAAAUCAGCACACACAGCUAGAAGGCAGACUUCAAGAUCUGAGAGCCUGGGUUGUCAAUACCAUUCUUAUUUUGAACAGCAAGGCAUCUAACAGUGAAACAGAUGUUGACAGCCUGAACCGCUGUCUCCGACAAUAUGAGGAUUUGAAACAGCCCAUGGCUGAAAGGAAAUCUCAGCUGGAUGCUCUUGCUUUUGAUGUUCAGUUCUUUAUCUCGGAACAUGCCCAGGACUUGUCCCCUCAGCAGAAUCGACAGAUGCUGAGGCUUCUGAAUGAACUGCAGAGGUCCUUCCAGGAAAUUUUGGAACAGACUGCAGCUCAGGUGGAUGCCUUGCAGGGCCAUCUUCAACAGAUGGAGCAGGAGGCCCUGGUGAAGACCCUGCAGAAACAACAAAAUACCUGUCACCAGCAACUGGAGGAUCUUUGCAGUUGGGUAGGACAGGCAGAAAGAGCACUGGCAGGCCACCAAGGCAGAACCACCCGGCAGGAUCUCUCUGCUUUGCAGAAGAACCAAAGUGACUUGAAGGAUUUACAGGAUGACAUUCAGAAUCAUGCCACCUCAUUUGCCGUUGUUGUCAAGGACAUUGAGGGGUUCAUGGAAGAGAAUCAGACCAAGAUGAGCCCACAUGAGUUGACAGCUCUUCGGGAAAAGCUUCAUCAGGCUAAGGAGCAAUAUGAGGCGCUCUGGGAACAGACACGGGUGGCCCAGAAGGAGCUGGAGGAAGCAGUGACCUCUGCCUUACAGCAGAAGACUGAAAAGAGUAAAGCAGCAAAGGAACUGGCAGAGAACAAGAAGAAAAUCGAUGCUCUCCUUGAUUGGGUACUUCGGUAGGAUCAUCUGGUGGACAGCUGCUGACCAACCUUCCAGGAAUGGAGCAGCUCUCAAGAGCGUUUGGAGAAAGGAACCUUGGACACCACUGAUGGUUACAUGGGGGUGAAUCAAGCCCCAGAGAAACUGGACCAGCACUGUGAGAAGAUGAAGGCCCGUCACCAAGAAUUGCUGUCCCAGCAGCAACAUUUCAUUCUGGCCACCCAGUCAGCUCAGGCCUUCCUGGAUCAGCAUGGCCACAAUCUCACACCUGAGGAACAACAGAUGCUGCAAGAAAAGCUGGGAGAGCUAAAGGAGCAAUAUUCUACUUCCCUGGCCCAAUCAGAGGCAGAACUGAAGCAGGUGCAGACACUUCAGGAUGAGUUGCAGAAAUUUCUGCAGGAUCAUAGAGAGUUUGAACGCUGGUUGGAACGAUCUGAGAAAGAGCUGGAGAACAUGCAUAAGGGAGGCAGCAGCCCCGAGGCCCUUCCCUCCCUGCUGAAGCGGCAAGGAAGCUUCUCAGAGGAUGUCAUUUCCCACAAAGGAGACUGGAGAUUUGUGACUAUCUCAGGACAGAAAGUCUUGGACAUGAAAAACAGUUUUAAGGAAGGCAAAGAACCAUCAGAAAUUGGAAACUUAGUAAAGGACAAGUUGAAGGAUGCAACAGAAAGGUACACUGCUCUCCACUCAGAGUGUACACUAUUAGGAUCUCACCUGAAUAUGCUGUUAGGCCAGUAUCAUCAAUUCCAAAACAGUGCUGACAGCCUGCAGGCCUGGAUGCAGACUUGUGAGGCCAAUGUGGGGAAGCUCCUCUCAGAUACAGUUGCCUACGACCCUGGAGUUCUCCAGCAGCAGCUUGCAACAACAAAGUAGUUGCAGGAGGAAUUGGCUGAGCACCAAGGACCUGUGGAAAAACUCCAAAAAGUAGCUCGUGACAUAAUGGAAAUUGAAGGGGAGCCAGCCCCAGACCACAAGCAUGUUCAAGAAACUACAGAAAUUGAAACAGGACAUUGCUCGGCAAAAGAGCAGCUUGGAGGCCACCCGUGAGAUGGUGACCCGAUUCAUGGAGACAGCAGACAGUACCACAGCAGCAGUGCUGCAGGGCAAACUGGCAGAGGUGAGCCAGCGGUUGGAACAGCUCUGUCUACAGCAGCAAGAAAAGGAGAGCUCCCUAAAGAGGCUUCUGCCCCAGGCAGAGAUGUUUGAACAUCUCUCUGGUAAGCUGCAGCAAUUCGUGGAAAACAAAAGUCGGAUGCUGGCCUCUGGAAAUCAGCCAGAUCAAGAUAUUACACGUUGCUUCCAACAGAUCCAGAUGGGGUUUCACCGGGUUAACCAGGAUGGCUACGAUCUCCUGACCUUGUGAUCCACCUGCUGUGUAGAGGACUUCUACAGGAAAUUGAAAGGACUCAAUGACGCGACCACAGCAGCAGAGGAGGCAGAGGCCCUCCAGUGGGUAGUGGGGACCGAAGUGGAAAUCAUCAACCAACAAUUAGCAGAUUUUAAAGGAGGCCCGCCAACACGGAAGCGCCUCAGCGGCAGUUGCCACCUGCACGCGGUGCCUGGGGAACGUGGCCAGGGCUCGUGUCUCCUCAGCCUGCUGAGCUGCGCAUUCGCUGCUGGCUAACGGCUCUGCUCUGCACGUUUCUGCUGAGAGAGGCCUGAGUGUGCAAGAGCUUGGCGAAAACAGAACUUUUUACGGGUAUCGAGGCAGU
Molecule: messenger RNA, 11327 nt
Organism: Rhinopithecus roxellana (golden snub-nosed monkey)
Lineage: Eukaryota; Metazoa; Chordata; Mammalia; Primates; Cercopithecidae
Product: microtubule-actin cross-linking factor 1, isoforms 1/2/3/5-like
Biological process (GO): wound healing; intermediate filament bundle assembly
Cellular component (GO): membrane; keratin filament; cytoskeleton
Molecular function (GO): keratin filament binding; structural molecule activity; protein binding
Source: RefSeq, a predicted model, not a curated record